Messenger RNA from Plectropomus leopardus (leopard coralgrouper), 3497 nucleotides. RefSeq names its product erythrocyte membrane protein band 4.1 like 4B (gene epb41l4b). Gene Ontology annotation, molecular function: cytoskeletal protein binding. The record is from RefSeq and is a predicted model, not a curated record. Lineage: Eukaryota; Metazoa; Chordata; Actinopteri; Perciformes; Serranidae. Gene Ontology annotation, cellular component: cytoskeleton. Gene Ontology annotation, biological process: actomyosin structure organization.
UUUAAUUAUCAUCAUUAUCAUGGGGACCCCCGGGAAGCCCUUUAACGACCCUGGAGGCACCCUGGACCCCACGUUGGGAACCACUAAUGAUGUGCCAUGAAGUGCUCCCCCUCCAGGCUGGCCGGUGACAGACAGGUGGCGCUGGUUCACCCGCGCUGGUGGGUCGGCCAGUCGGGAGGAACAGAAGUUUGUUCUGCGCUGUGUUUUUACGCAGGCGCAGACCGCGCUGUUUGUCCAGUUUCGCUGGUUGACUUUUACCUGUGAGGUAGACUAGUUUCGGUUCGCCGGUGGGAAACAGCAAAAACAAACCACCGGGGUCCGGUCAGGAGGUGGUGAGACUUUCCUCCUUCCCUCCGCGGCUCCUUGUGACUCCCCACUGCGGAGCGUCGGACGGGAUUUCUCCGGGAAUUGUGCGCAACAGCGAGCCAAGCAGGAGGAGGCAGGUGCACGGGAGAGGACAGGACAGGGGGAGGAGAAGGAGGAGGAGGAGGAGGGCUGCUUGUGUUUCCGUGAGGGAGUCCUGCUGUUCACACCGAAUGAUUGGAAAUCAACUGGUUGGUCGAUCCGUGUUAGUUUGAUUAGUAUGCGGCUGGAGUCCCCCGCUGCUGCCGACAUCCAGCCGGAGGACUGAUCGGCAGCCCUGAAGUCUCCCCCGAGCCUGCUGAGUGACUCCUCGCCCCGGGGAGGAGGAGGAGGAGGAGGAGGCGGCGGCAGUAAAAGCAGGACCCCGGCUGGGAGCAGUUUUCACGGACACACGGACCUCUUCACCUUGUGGAUCAGGAAGAUGAUGGGCUUUCUGCGCCGGACGUUCAGCCGCCGCUCCCGGAGCCGCUUCCAGACCAGAGAGAGGGACGAGCGGGACGGUAAAGGAGGAGGAGGAGGAGGAGGAGCAGGAGGGGUGACCGGGAACCCCCUGCUCCUGGCCCAUCAGCAGCAGGUCGUACACGCGCCCGCCGUGGUCACCGGGGGAGCGGCGGUUCACAUCCCGGCGGCCGGGACGGCGAGGACCACCAUCACCUGCCGCGUCCUGCUGCUGGACGGUUCCGAUGUCAACGUGGACCUGCCUAGUAAAUCCAAAGGCCAGGACCUUUUCGACCAGAUCAUGUAUCACAUAGACCUGGUGGAGACAGACUACUUUGGAUUGCAGUACAUGGACACAGAACAAGUCUCGCACUGGCUCGACAUGUCCAAGCUUAUAAAGAAACAGAUCCGAGACGGGCCUCCAUACAGACUGUUCUUCAGAGUGAAAUUUUAUUCCUCAGAGCCAAAUAACCUGCGCGAGGAAUUUACAAGGUAUCUGUUUGUGUUGCAGCUUCGACAAGAUAUCCUGUCUGCCAAAUUGAAAUGUCCAUACGACGUCUCGGUAGAGCUGGCGGCAUUUUGUUUACAAAGUGAGCUGGGAGACUGCGACCCCUUGGACCACUCUCCUGAGCUGGUGUCUGAGUUUCGUUUCACUCCCAAACAGAGCGAGGCCAUGGAGGCGGACAUCUUCAGCAGGUGGUUGGAGCUCAGGGGGAAGAGUCCGUCUCAAGCAGAGAUCUGUUUUCUCAACAAAUGCAAGUGGCUGGAACUUUACGGAGUAGAUAUGCACUUUGUCAAGGGCAGAGAUGGAGGAGAAUAUGCACUAGGUCUCACUCCGACUGGCAUUUUAGUAUUUGAAGGCUCCAACAAAAUUGGCCUCUUCUUUUGGCCCAAAAUCACUCGGCUGGACUUUAAAAAGAGUCGACUCACGCUGGUCGUGGUGGAGGACGACGAUCAGGGUCGUGAGCAGGAGCACACGUUUGUGUUCCAGCUGGCCAGCUCCAAGAGCUGCAAACACCUGUGGAAGUGUGCGGUGGAAAGCCACGCUUUCUUCCGGCUGCGCCAACCAACCACGGGCAAGGCCAGCCGCAAUGACUUCACACGACUUGGGUCUCGCUUCAGAUUCAGUGGUAAGACAGAGUAUCAGGCCACUCACGGAGGCAGGCUGAGGAGAGCCAGCACAUUUGAGAGAAGGCCGAGCAAGAGAUACCCCUCCCGCACACAGUCGCUGGGCAAAGCCUCCAUUUCUCCAGCAAAGCCGCCACAUAUCAGCUCUCACGCCAGCCCUGAUCCCAGCCUGCAUCCAUACCGGCACAACAUUCCUAUUGGCCACGAGCCGUGGCACCCGGCUCUCACGCCGCCAGUUUACCUGCAGCCCUCCGGACACACGCCGUCACACAGUUUCCCUCUGAGUGGUCCUGCUUCAGAUCAUCAGUUCAGCGUCGAAGAGAAUGAGACUUCGUACUCUGGCAAGAUCCACCAUCAUCACCGCCGCCACACACACAGCCAGGACACGCUCUGCCACACACACACCAAGAACAAACGCCGCGCUCCUCCCUGUCCUGCAGAUGGGUUGGACAUCUCUCAGUCUCUGCUCAAGGCUCUGGAGUCAGACAGUGAUUCUCCCCCCUGGCCUUCGCUGCACGUCAACAUGGACAAGGGAGAGGAGAAGCAGCUGUCUGAAAAGUCUCUGCACCCUCCUGCCUCCCCGGCGAUGCUUCCUGAUCAUCUUAAGUGUAACAUCCUUAAGGCCCAGAUGGAGGCGGCUUUCAGGAAGGAAGCUCCCACAACGCCCAGAGGGAAGAACUCAAAUGAGACCCUCAAUGACAGGUAUCAGAGCUCAUCCCAAGACUCAGCUGCAUCCAGUCUAACCGCAGAAAAGACGCCACACUGGCAAGACCGCAACCCGACGCCAGAGAGGCUGCAGCCCAAAGCCAACGCCAGCAGCAACCGCAGAAAACGGCUGGUCAGACAGUUCAGCUUUAACCACGAAGAUGAAGAUAAUCUCCCAGAAGCACUUGCAGCCAUCUCCUCCCAGAGUACAGGAAAGUCGGGCUCGACCAGCUCAUUGGACAAACAGAUCCAGCCGUCCAUAUACCCACAGGUGGAUAAUAUGCCAGCACUGGAGCUGGGUAGUCCAUGCUGUCCCUCUCCUUCGCCUUCUCCCCAUCUCUCCCCUUCUUACUACCGUAGCUCCAUCCCUCACCUGGCCCCUUACCUCGCUGCCCAUAACGACAGCGGCGAGGAAAUGAGGCUGGACCGGGAGAAGAUACUAAGAGCCCUCCUGAUGACGGAGCUGUGAGACCUUGACCCUUGACCCCUGUGACAUUUUCGCCAAGUGCAGGAGACCCGCAGUUAAAUGAGGAAAGUGUGAACAGAGGAGCCAAAGUCGUUGGCUACAAUUAACAUUUGUACAUUUGCAUACGACAUUCAGCACUUAUAAAUAUAUAUUUGCAUAAAGGCAAUUGUUAUAUUUGCUCACAUGUUAUUUUAGAGGGACGAUUCUUUAUACUCAUCAAACUGUAAAAACAAAGUGAGAGAGAACAAAACAGACUCACUGACCGACACUCACACACACACACACACACACGUUACAGACGAGCUACACAUGUGACUGGUGCUGCCUGCAUGAUAAAUAUGUUACAUGAUGAGAUAUUUAUCGGAUUUACUUUGGGGUUAUGCUUAACUUUUACCGA